Messenger RNA from Anastrepha obliqua, 1516 nucleotides. RefSeq lists its product as uncharacterized. The transcript is spliced from 2 exons. Lineage: Eukaryota; Metazoa; Arthropoda; Insecta; Diptera; Tephritidae. Bases 191 to 1372 code for a protein of 393 amino acids. Gene Ontology annotation, molecular function: ATP binding; mevalonate kinase activity. The record is from RefSeq and is a predicted model, not a curated record. Gene Ontology annotation, biological process: isoprenoid biosynthetic process; cholesterol biosynthetic process. Gene Ontology annotation, cellular component: cytoplasm.
GUAAACCCAUUUGCAUAAAAAUACGGCUUUGCUUAGUUAAUAAAUAUCUUAAUAUCUUAUUCCAUCGUGGCAAACCCGACUCUCAUUAAGGAGAUUGUGUUGUUGUGAGUAAACAAUUUACAACACAAGUAAACAACGGAAUAACUGAACAAAUUUGAAAAUUGAUCUAGUUAGCAACAGCCGGUGAACCAUGAAGAAGUUUGAAAUUAUUGCACCCGGCAAAGUAAUUCUUCACGGCGAGCAUGCCGUCGUCUACAAAAAGCCAGCGUUAUCCGCCGCUGUGGGACUUACAACGAAAUUAAAAUUCCAUUCACAACCAGAAAAUCAAGUCUGUGUUUUUAAUUUAGACACACUAAAUUGCACAUUCGAGAUUCAAUUGAAGCAGUUCAAUGAAUUUGUUAACGAGUUUCGCGUCAAAUAUCCUGGCGGUAAAUUGGAUUGCACGGCUAAAUUGCUUGAGGAUGUGCGUGUCGUUGUCGCGAAACAAUUGGAAGGAUCCAUCAGCAAUUCUCCUAAACAACUGCAAGCUCAAAAAUCAUUUUUGUCUAUAUAUUAUCUAUUGGCAGGAGCAGUUCUUUCGGCACCGAGUGCAGAACUUACUAUACAAUCGGGGUUUGAAGUCUACAUAGACACAGAGUUAACUAUUGGUUCUGGUCUAGGCAGCUCGGCUUCGUUUGGCGCAGUGGUAGCGGCGGCAUUUUUACUUUUUACAGGUCACUUCGACGAGCAGUCAUACAUUAAAUUAGAAAAUAAAGCACUUAUAUCUCAGUGGGCGUUUGAGUCGGAGCGCAUUAUGCAUGGUACACCAUCUGGCGUUGACAAUACUGUAGUGACUUACGGUGGAAUGUUACGUUUUGUUAAAGGGCAAGGCUUUCAGUCACUUAAUAUACAGCGACCAUUAAAUAUAAUGCUUGUAGAUAGUCGUGUAAAUCGUAGCACUGCUGAUAUUGUUGCUAAAGUACGACAUCUGUGGGAGGCAUUUCCGAAAGUUGUGGAUUCCAUAUGGGAUGCCUGUGAGGAAAUAGUGUCAAGCGCUAUACCGUUAUAUGAAAGCUUUGGUAAUGCGAAAGAUGAUAGUGAAAAGUUUGAAAAACUUGAGCGAUUGUUCCAAAUUAACAACGAUCUCCUCAAAGGUAUUGGUGUCACACAUCCCAAAUUGGAACAGAUAUUUGCUAUUGCCUUCAAGCGUGGGUUUUUUAGCAAAAUAACAGGUGCGGGUGCGGGAGGUUUUGCCAUUGUGCUUUUACCAGAAAAUUUCGAGAGCAAUCAGGUUUAUUGGAAGUUGAAAGAAGAAUUGGAGGCUGCUGGGUUUGGAGUGCAGGCUACCACUGCUGGUGGCGACGGCUUACGUAUUCUGGCUUUGGAAGAGUAAUUUAAUUUGCCUUACUAUCUUUAUAUUAACUUGUUGCUUCAAAUUUAAAAAUCACCUUAGUAUACUUAUCACUAUUCUUGAUUUCGAAUAAAUAUGUAAAACCAGGAUAAGUUUACACGGUUAAAAAAAACAGUUUUGUUUUAA